UGGGGUAAUGGGGUAUUUUUACCAUUUUGUUCCAGCGAAAAAAGCAAGAGCGAUGGAAGGUGCAACACCAGCAAUGAGCGGAAGAGCACGAAGAGAGAACUCAGCGAAAACAAUGGUCAGCGAUCAGAUCUCACAGGCCGUUCUCUCCACCUCUAAUCUCAUCCGCAUCAUGCUUCAGGCGUCUCCCUCUCAGGACAAUCUUGUAAAGCUUCCUAAAAACCUAUUGGCUAAAGCGUCUACCAUAAAAAACACUCAGCAGGUCUUGGAGCAGAUGCCUUCGGUGAUUUCUUCCUUGGAUGCAUACAUGGACACUGGACUACAGAGUGUUUCUCAUCUUGAAACUGUAACGCGGUUGCUAAGCAACAUAGAGAACAACCAGCUCAAGCCUUUAACUGAUGAUCAACCCUUGAUAGAGGAACCUAAACCAAAUUGACUAGAGACCAGAGACUCGGGUAGAUACAACAUUCUUAAACAAUAAGAUUGAUGAAUGUUUUAUGCAAGGGGUAUGCUAGACAAGAACGAAGAUCAACUCUUUAGCAUGGAAAGUAUGUUUGUCGACGGAUUUGGAUUUGAUCUAGAUCCGACCCAUUUUUGUAAUCCAAAUUGUCAAAAAAGUUGAUCCAUUGAUUUAAUAAAUGAGUUAAACGAUUAGCCCGUUCAUGUUUA
Molecule: messenger RNA, 666 nt
Organism: Helianthus annuus (common sunflower)
Lineage: Eukaryota; Viridiplantae; Streptophyta; Magnoliopsida; Asterales; Asteraceae
Product: tobamovirus multiplication protein 2B
Exons: 5
Coding region: 8-433 (141 amino acids)
Source: RefSeq, a predicted model, not a curated record